Molecule: messenger RNA, 237 nt
Organism: Mesorhabditis spiculigera
Lineage: Eukaryota; Metazoa; Nematoda; Chromadorea; Rhabditida; Rhabditidae
Source: the annotation of a GenBank genome assembly
AUGCCGCGCAUUGACGAGCCGUUGCCGCAGCGCGGCUCGCCGGGACCCGAUAAGAUGCCGAAGGGCUGGGGCAUCGACGCGACGAUUUCGAUCCUGGAUGCGACGGGCAAGCGUCAUCAGUUGAAGAUCUCUGCAAUGAGCCGCUCCGACUCAGCCGCCACCACCGUCAUCGUCCAGGAUCGCCCGGUCACCUUUGGCCACGGAAAAUCGAAGUACCCCGAGGAGAUGUCGCUGCAG